Molecule: messenger RNA, 893 nt
Organism: Rotaria socialis
Lineage: Eukaryota; Metazoa; Rotifera; Eurotatoria; Philodinida; Philodinidae
Source: the annotation of a GenBank genome assembly
AUGAAUCGAACUGACCCUUCAGAAAUAAGAACAACGAAUAAAAAUGAUGCGUCGGCCAAUGUUGUGUUCAGCCAAACCACUGUUCCUUACCACCCACCUUUGCCAGUGGGUAAUGGUAUCACAUCUAUUAGCGUUGAAGAAACAUCAGUUCCAAAUCCAAGUGUAUCUGGGAAUACGAAUUCUUCGGUCAAUAUACAUGCAACACAAGAAACAACAGCAACUACUAGGAAUGCACCGGUACCAGUAUACUGGGGAGUGGUAUUAGUGGUUAAUCCGUAAAUGAAAAUGAUAAGAAGAAAUGAAGAACGUUCACUUUAUGUUAUCAGUUAGUUGAAAAAACAAGAUUAUAUACUGUUACACGACUUUUUAAAACUGUUUUUUUAAAUAUACACGAAAAAAUGAUGGUAGAGAAAAUUACUUGAUUAAACAAUAAUUAUUUCUGAAAAAUAAGACCAGUAUACUGGUACUGGUGCAUCCCUAGCAACUACUUAAAAAAAUUAAAUUUUUAAAUUUCAAUGACGUUUAUAAACUCGCAUUGAAUUCAGCAAUCAUGAGUUGAUUAUCUUACCUGUAUAACUAUUCUCGCAUAUAAUAAAAAGGAUACUUCUAUUUCCAUCAAAUGAAGAAUAAUUUUAACUGUUUUUCAUCACAAAAUAUGAAAAAGGAAAAAAAGUAAAGCAGCACAUGGACUGCUUGAAAAUGAGAGAGAAAAGAAAUAUUUUUUUCUUUUCUUUUCUUUCAUUCUUCGUUUCAGUCAUGUUAACAUAUAUGAUGUUGACCUUUACGUUUUCGAUUACUAAUAGGAUGUCGCAUGGCAGUUAUUUUUCACAUUCAUUACAUUUAUGUGACGGAACGGCUUGUUCGUUCCUCUCUUUUAUUCCCACUGAAUGCUU